AUGCGACUUUUUAUUUGCUUCGCGCUUUUUGCAUCAGUUUUUUCGUUCGAUAGAGAGGCGCUGGACAGCUGUGAUGACUUGGAGUGCUUGAGUGAGCUAAUGACCAGCGCUUUUGGGUUCAAAACGGCUCCAACUGAGGACGAUGGCUUUCUAGCGACUUGGUUAUGGUACGAUGAAAUUUCAAAAGCCCUGGCGGAGAAAAUGAGUGAAGCGAAGAUGGCAAAACGGGGUGUUGGGAACUUAUAUGAACGUUUUCUUAUGAAAAUCAGCAAGAAAAGUAUCACAAAAUUAGCUAGAGGAAAGAGCACGUACUUUAUUGAAGAAAGCGUGUCGCUUAUAUUAGCCACUUUAGGAAAGAGUAAAUACCAACAAGACAAGGUCAAAUGA
Oikopleura dioica is the source of this 387-nucleotide messenger RNA. NCBI's taxonomy places the organism in Eukaryota, Metazoa, Chordata, Appendicularia, Copelata, Oikopleuridae. The record is from the annotation of a GenBank genome assembly.